GCACUGUCAAAACAGUACGUCACGAGCACGUUUCGCCGCUCUAGCUGCUGGCUGAUAAAAAAAGAAAAAUCCGAAAAAUAUCUAUUCUGUUUCCAGUGCUGCGUGAGCGAUUGUGUGGAAAUGGUUUUUCUGUGUGAAGCGGCGGCUGAAAUUAUAUAAUCGUAGGAAGAAACAACAUCUGCGCCGUGCCGGAAGAACCGUGACGCACUGUACCGGCUCCGGUGUGUUUCGGCUCGUAUAUUCCAAAUACUGCUGCUACUGGCUUGAGCUUUCACGUACAUGUUGGGAUAAAAAUCGAAAGAGCACCACCAGCAGGCGAUGACGACGGGUAGCACGGGAUCAACAUUCCCCAAAUGGCAGUUGGCACUACUGAUCGGUGCGCCAGUGGCCAUCGGACUCGGCUACCUGUACUGGCGCAAGGCGGGCGACCAGGGCGAAGGUAGCGGCGACAAGCUGACGAAGAAAAAAUUAGCCGACCUCAAGGACAAAACCAUAUCGCUCGAUGGCGAUUCGUCGGAGGCGAAGCAGCAGCCGCCGGACGCGAAACCGUUGACCGGUCGCGAGCUUGCGCUGAAACACAAAAACAACGGUAAUGCACACUUCCGCGCGGGAAAGUACGAUCAGGCGAUCAGCGAGUAUGAUGCCGCGAUCGAGCACUGCCCAACGUACGAGGCGAGCGAUCGUGCUACGUACUACCAGAACCGGGCGGCCGCGUACGAGCAGCUACAGAAUUGGGCCGCCGUUAUCAAGGACUGCACGAACGCGAUCGAGUGUAAUCCGGGAUACACGAAAGCGUUGGUACGACGCGCCAAAGCGUACGAGCAGCAGAAAGAUCUUUCCAAGGCGCUCGAGGACAUCACGGCGGCCUGUAUCGUGGACCAGUUCCAGAACAAGACGACGCUCGUGAUGGCGGACCGUAUACUGCGUGAGCUGGGCCAGCAGCACGGGAGGGAAGCGAUGAAGAACAAGAAGGAAAUUUACCCUUCCAAACAGUUCAUCGACAGUUACUUCAGCUCGUUUACGAACGAUCCGGUCCGGAAGCUGGUGGUGGCAAGCUCGGAACCGAAAGGUUUCAUCAAAGCCAAGGCCCUGUUCGAAAAGGGCGAGUACGAAGCGGUCGUUGCGGCCUGUACGGAGGAGAUCGAAUCGAGUGAAUCGGAAUCGGACUACAAGCUGGAGGCGCUGGUACUGCGCGGCACCAUGUACAAUCUGAUCGCCUGCUACGAGGAAGCCAAACAGGAUUUGGAUGCGGUGAUCGAGCUGGAAACGGCCGACAAGCGGUUACGCUCGAAUGCGCUCAUCAAGCGUGCGUCGUUGGCGAUGCAAACGCAGCCCGAAACGCCCGGCGAGUGCUUUAAGUUUUUCACCCGCGCGGAAGAAAUCGACAGCACGAACGGAGACAUCUACCAUCACCGGGGCCAGGUGUACAUACUGACCGACCGGAUGGAUGAUGCGAUCGCGGACUUCGAGCGUGCGUACUCGCUGUGUCCCACGUCCGGCAUCAUUGCGACGCACCUUUGCUACGCGAAGUAUUGCCAGGCGAACCAAAGCAAGGACGAGAGCGGUAUGGAGCGUAUGAAGAAGCGGUUCGACGAGCUGCUGGAACAGUACUCGGACUGUGUCGAGUGUUACAGCAUCCUGGCGCAGGUGCUUACCGAGCAGCAGCAGUUCGGCGAAGCGGACAGCUGCUUCGUGCGUGCGCUGAAGGUCGACCCGAACAAUGCCCAGAUCUACGUGCAUCGGGGCGUGCUGCAGCUCCAGUGGAAGGGCGAUUUCGACGAGGGCGUGAAGCUGAUCAAGAAAGCGAUACAGGUCGACAGCAAGUGCGAGUUUGCGUACGAAACGCUCGGCACGAUCGAGGUGCAGCGGGGCAAUCUGGUCGAAGCGAUCCGGCUGUUCGAGCGGGCGAUCGAGCUGGCCCGCACCGAAAUCACGCUGGUGCAUCUCUACUCGCUGAAGGAUGCGGCCGUGGCGCAGCUAAGUGUGGCCAAGAACAUGGGAUUGAGUAUUAGCAACAUUCAGCCGAACUUCUAGAGAGCGUGUUUUUGUUUUUGCUGCCCUGUGGAAAAUGGUUCCACAUAAUUCCGAUUUCGAUCCCCCCCCCCCAAGCUUUAUAAUUUAUCGUAAUUUGUACAACACAACGGUAGAGCGUAGAAGCGCGUCGCUUUUCUUGUUUUGUUUUUGCGCUGUCCUAAAUCUUCCUUGUUUCCAAAUAUCCCUUAGAGCCAGUUGUAUAACAAUCGAAUAAAAUAGUCCCGCGGGAGUAAUUGUAAUUACGGUGUGUAACAUCCGCUUAAUCACUACCUCCCAUACCACGGGGGGCUUAGCUUGGGCGGUAGAAAGUGUCCCAAACAAUUCUUUCCCCUAUCCGGCUUUCGUACCUCAGAACCAUUGCGCUUAGCUCUUAGCUGACCAAUCAUCAACAAAACCCAUAAACCACCACUUGUGUUUAGCACACAGUUUACAAAUUUGCAAUAAAUCAAUUCGAAUAAUGGUCUGUUGUAGCAUAAUCACGAAGCAAACACAAACAAAUCGUUUGUUGAGCAGUAAAGUAACACAUGUUCCCAUUAUCCCCCCGGCCGCAGCGCCAUGUUAAUGCUACACGCCUUCGCGCCUUUUUUCCAUUACCGAAAGAAACAUACUUAGCUUGCAAUUUUUUUCGUUUCGUUUUCGCGAUUUGCUUUAUCGCGUUAUCGCUUUCUUAGCGGGCAAUAUUAAUAUUAGCAAUCCUAGCUCCGUAAGACACACAGAAGAAAAAAGACAAAAGAUUUAAGUACUAGAUAAAUGUACGUGUGUGUGUGUGUGUUUUUAUUAUCCAUGGGUUUUUGCUUUCCGUUAGAAUCGGUAUGUGUGUAUGGGGGGAUAAAAGUUAAAUGUAAGCGCCACAACUUUAUUCCUGUCUGCCCCUUUCGGUGGCCCUUCCGUGUCCUACUACUAGCAGCUCUGUGUGUAUAGCCUUAUGCAAAACACAAGCCUGUUCCUGUUCCUCUUUCCUGUUUUCUUUCUUAUUAAUCGUUGUUUUCCUAUUGCUUUACUAACUAUCCUCCGGCACAACACCGGUCGGGUAUCAUUAUUAGCAGUAAUAAUGGAUAUGAGAAUAUGGGAAGAGAAAAGCCGAAACUCCUCUACCCAUGGUUUUAAUGUGUGUGUGUGGUAAUUAACAAACAAAAACGAAACAAAAAAAAAAAACAAACAAAGCACGCACGCAUGCUUUAUCAAAAAAUUACGAAAACGUAUAAAUAAUCAAUAAAUAAAAUCGAAAAGCAAAAAAAUUAAUUCGUUACGACUGAAUCACGCGUUAGGAGUGUGUCACGCGAAGCAGGAAAGAAACAAGCAAACAAACAAACAAUUGCUUACAACCGUUGUGUUCUCGAUCCAUCCAACACAGUUUGCAAACGAAACAUGUGUAAAUAAAUAGGAGAAUAAUCACAAAAAAGAAAACACAAAUUCGUUACGAGCGUUUCUUUUUGAGGGCCGCGAGUCGGUGGUUGCGAGAUGCGAACGACUGCUGGCGUGUUUUAGUUUGAUUUGAGUCCUGCCGUUUGCCUGCCUGCCUUGAUGAGACUAGAAAGUUAUUAAUACACAUUAAAUGUUUUGUUAUUAUUAAACUAUCGUCGCGCGCUAAUGUUCGGCGGCGUAAGGCGCGCCCCGCUCGAUCACCAUAUAA
Molecule: messenger RNA, 3667 nt
Organism: Anopheles stephensi (Asian malaria mosquito)
Lineage: Eukaryota; Metazoa; Arthropoda; Insecta; Diptera; Culicidae
Gene: Tom70
Product: mitochondrial import receptor subunit TOM70
Exons: 2
Coding region: 319-2034 (571 amino acids)
Molecular function (GO): protein binding
Source: RefSeq, a predicted model, not a curated record